AUGUCAAGCAAUAACUUGACGCCCUUCAGUAAUCCGAGCGGACCCCCGGUCACACACAUCAACUGCGUGUAUGCGAUCUCCGGUACCUACGGUCUUCUACCGCGGAUUCUCUACUAUGUGACCCUUGUCUUUGCCAUCUUCGGCCGUCGGUCAGAAUGGCUCGUCAUUGGCGCCCUGGUCAGCGCACUCACCUAUGCAGGAACGGCAUCAAUCCACAUCAUGGCUCUCGUGACAUCCAAAGUAGACGUCUUUGAUCUCGACAUUAUGGCUGCUUGGGCGGUUCUCUCCACCGGCGCCCUGGCCUAUAUCGGGAUCAUCCAUUGGAGUUCGACCUUGAGAGACUCGCGAGCGAGGGUUGUGAUGAUCUGCUGGGGUGUUUUGGUCGGGAUCGGCCUGGUGUUUGGACGGGCCGAGUUGUUCGACACGAAUUUGACGCCACCCGAACCGGCCUGCUACUCCUCGACGGGGAUGUUGUUGGAGUCCCGGAUGCAGCUGAUCGACCCGGGCUUCAACUGCACGUACAAGUGCUUUGACGUGACGAAGCCGAUGAGGGAAAUGUCGGAGAUUCUGGCCGUUCCCCAACGCGUGUUGGACGAUUCACGAUACAAGACGCUCACCUAUGUUUUGGUGGGACCGAUUCAGUUCGCCGCCUACGCAGCGAUGAGCAUCGACGCUCAGGGACACACGCCGUCGCAGGCCUGUGUGAAAAUCGUCAUGAGUUACAUGAUCCAUCCGGGCCAUCGGGAGCAGUUCGCAAAGACGGUCUACAAGGCGAGCAUGGAGAAGUGGUACGGCGGGUAUUUCGCCUUGUUAGGAUACGUGCGGCGGUCGCGGUGGACGUACAAAAAGUGGUUGAUCUGCUGCUUCCUCCUGCCCUGGUUGUUGAUGGGAUUGAUCAUUGAUAUCCUGUGCUUACCGUUGAUGGUGAUCAAUAUUGUCUUCAACGAGGUCACGCUGCUGGAGGGCGGGUACCCGACCAACGAGGCGAACAUUGCCAUCGGGCAGUGGGGUCCCAUUGUGAAUUCAAUGUUGGUGCUCAUCGCGGCCUUGAUCAACAAGGGCAUGGAAGUCUGGGAGAGGAGGAAGAAGGCCAAGAAGCUCGACAGUGUGAUCGAGGAGAUUGUGUUGGCAGAUACGGAUGUCGAGUCGGGUGUCUUGAAGAACGAGCAGGACAACGGGCAGGAGGUUGGCGUGGUCAAACCCCAAUUGGCGCACAUUCAGACUCUACAAGAUAUGGAGGAUCUGAUGAAACGAUCGAAGUCCUGUAUUUGA
This is a messenger RNA of Cladophialophora carrionii CBS 160.54, 1272 nucleotides long. RefSeq lists its product as uncharacterized. The record is from RefSeq and is a predicted model, not a curated record. NCBI's taxonomy places the organism in Eukaryota, Fungi, Ascomycota, Eurotiomycetes, Chaetothyriales, Herpotrichiellaceae. The transcript has a single exon. The coding region runs from base 1 to 1272 and encodes 423 amino acids.